Phytophthora sojae is the source of this 1767-nucleotide messenger RNA. RefSeq lists its product as hypothetical. The record is from RefSeq and is a predicted model, not a curated record. The coding region runs from base 1 to 1767 and encodes 588 amino acids. The transcript is spliced from 4 exons. NCBI's taxonomy places the organism in Eukaryota, Oomycota, Peronosporomycetes, Peronosporales, Peronosporaceae. Gene Ontology annotation, cellular component: membrane. Gene Ontology annotation, molecular function: voltage-gated potassium channel activity. Gene Ontology annotation, biological process: regulation of membrane potential; potassium ion transmembrane transport.
AUGCUUGCAGAAGGUGCCCCACGCAUCAGUCUGGCAGGACUUAACCCGUUUGCUCUGAUCGCCUCCGGCACUCUUGAUAUCAUGGACAUCACAGACGCAGAUUUAAAAACUACAGAUUUAAGAUCUGCGUCUCCAGCUCAACGCCCGUUUUCUCAUGCAGGGGAAAAAAAGCUGAGCAUUCCACUUGCUGCGCCUGACCCCACACUAUCAGCUCAGUGGUUGUCGAAGAUCGAGGCAUCGCACGAAGACGAAAACCUGGUUCGGCGCUUUUCAGUCAGCGCUAUCAACUUGGCCAAGGCUCAGAGCAUCGCUCUAGGGCAAUCGAGAAAUAACCCGAGCGAGCAGGAACGAGAGGAUCACCUGGUGUCUCCGCAAGAUAUCAUCUCUGCUCGUAAGCUCGAGGGCGAAAUGAGUCGAUACACGCUUCGACAUGACUCUCCGUAUCGAACCGCGUGGGAUUUGGGGGUUAUCGCCAUUGUUUUGCUUGAUCUCGUCUUCACUCCGCUGUCCCUCGGUUUCAACUACCAAUCGUCAUUUCUUGACUACUACGACACCGCCGAGUCUGUGAUUUUUGUCGUUGAUUUCGUCAUUCGGAUGUUUUCUUCGUACCUCGAUGAACAUGGUAAUCUCAUCUCGGGGCCCAAACAAACGAUAAGGAAUUACUUGGUUAGCGGCUGGGCAUUGCCAGACUUUUUGAGUUGGUUCCCAUUUGAACUCUUCUCGAGUUCAAGCCACAGCAACGUGAUCGGAUUCUUCAAGUUCUUACGUCUAGCUAAAGUGAGUCACCUCGCCCACCGCCUCAACUCCGCCAAAAAGGCGGGUAUUGUGCGCUUCAUAAUGCUGCUCGGGCUGGUGAUAACAAUAUCACAUCUCUUGACCUGUUACUGGAGCUGGGUGGCUGUCGGUUGGCGAGCACAUAUGCAUGAAGGGACUUUUGUGCCGAGGUCGCUGUUUGACGAGUACAGUCUCUGCUGGUCGCUGGUCAUCGGAAGCGUGAAUGCGAGUCCACCAAUAAUGUACUCGGCAGCAGAGUUAAUUUCAGUCGCGUGCUUCAUGCUGGUAGGAAACGUGCUCCAAGCCAGCGUAUUCGGCUCUGUUGCUGCGCUUAUCGCAUCAAUCGACGAGAACGAGGCUGCGUACAGCAAGAAGAUUAUCACGGUAUUGGAGCGCUGUCACUUUUUAGGCAUCCCAGACGAGCUGACUAAGCGAAUUCGAGGAUACUACGACAACUUGUGGCGCGAGACGAAGAGUGUGAGCAGUGACGCGGACUCGUUCAUCGAAGAGUUAUCGCCAGCGCUAAUCUGUGAGGUAAAGUUCCAGCUCUAUCGAGAUAUGCUCAAGCAAAUCCCCUUCUUGUCAUCGAAGACCCUCGCUCCAGCUGUGAUCGAAGUCCUCGUGUUACACUUGCGUACCGUCAUUUACAUGCAAGACGACGUGCUGAUCAGGAAAGGGGAAUUCGGAGACUGGAUGGGCUUUCUGGGCUCAUCAGGAAGUGUUGGUGUGCUCGAUCCCAAUUCCGAGGUGAUCAAGGUGAUACAAAUCCUCCGCAAAGGGGAGUACUUUGGUGAGAUGGCUCUACUUCAGCGCACGAAGCGAGCGGCGACAGCGGUGGCGCUUACGUGGGUCCAAAUCCACGUGCUGUGCCGGCAAGAUCUCGACUACGUUAAAGAGCUCUACCCCACGCAAACCGAGAUUCUCGAAAACGAGAUCGCCAAGUACAAACACAAUCAAAAGUCGGGCUCACAGCGUUCGUUUGGUGUAAAUUAA